AGGAACUGGGAGGCAUUUGGACACCCACGCUUGUUGCAGAGGGGGAUGAAGCUGAGCAUGCAGGAAUUGCCUAAAAUCCCCUUUUUCAUAUGGAUGCAUCUAAAUUUCAGACACAAUUUGCCACACUAUGUUUGAGGAAGAACACAGCCCCCAAAAAGUGCAGGAACGAUUCCUUUGGGGUGGGGGUCCCUGACCCGGGGGGGCUGCCCGUCCUGCUCCCGCACAGCCCCGCUGCCCGCAGCCCGGAGAGGGGCUGGCGGUGUGGGCUGCAGGAAGGCAGCCUGCUCGGGUUGGCCUUUCCUGCCUUCCUCAAACGAUUUUUUGAGCGUGAAUAGCUCUUUUGCCCUCAUUUGAUUAAUCAGAAAUCCCAGCCGCGAGCCCCCGAGCCUGCUCUGGGGAGAUAAGGCAGCGGCGCGCCUCCGGCUGGAUCUGCCGGAGCGUGGGGAGGGUCCCGGGAAGCUGCACCCCCAGGAGCUGGGCUGAGCCCCCCGAGCAGGGCCAGGACCCCCAGCCCCAUCUCUGCGGGGAAAGCGGUGCCCGAAAACUCCAGCGCCGGGCUGCGGGGAGCCCUCGGCAGCUCCGGGCUGCGGCUUGUUUGCGCGCUCUCCUUUUCGCUUCCUCUGAAAGGAUUCGCAGCUCAAACGCCCCCCGGAGACCCGCUAACCUUUGGAUAAGGUUUGCCUCGGUUUAUCCUGCUCGGGGUAAUUAGGAGUUAGGGGGAGCCGGGAAGAGCGCGGCCGCAUCCCCGCAUCGCUCACCCCGCAUCCCGCAUCCCCUCCAGCCGCGGGCAGCGAUGGGCCGAGCAGCAGAGGUGUCUCCGGAGCCCGACGCAUCCUUACCACGCAGUGGGCGCACUGCGAUGGAGACGCGGCGCGCUCUGCCAGGGGCUCGCGCUGCCCGUCUGGUGACAGCCGCCGGCUGGUGACAGCCUCCGUCCGGGGACAGCAGCCGUCCGGAGACAGCCUCCGUCCGAGGACAGCCUCCCACCGCCGCCCCCCAGCAGAGCCCGGCCGCGGGGACCGGCGGAGAGGCGCGGAGCGGGCGGGGAGCUGCGCUCCCGCACCUGCCCGCCGCGGGGGCAUGCCCCAGGGCCGCCCGCAGCGCAGCCGCUCGCACCGCGCCCGGGAGCGGAGGUAGCGGCUCGGCAGAGCCCCCCCGCACCGCCCCCGCCGUCCUUUCCCCGGAGCCCGGCUCCCGGCCGCCCCCCGCACCGCCCUCCCCGUCGGGUCCGUCCGACCGCCGGGUCCGGAGCGGCCACCAUGGCCACGCUCCUCCGCAGCAAGCUUUCCAACGUGGCCACCUCCGUGUCCAACAAGUCCCAGGCGAAGAUGAGCGGCAUGUUCGCCAGGAUGGGCUUCCAGGCGGCCACCGACGAAGAGGCGGUGGGCUUCGCCCACUGCGACGACCUGGACAUGGAGCACCGGCAGGGGCUGCAGAUGGACAUCCUCAAGGGCGAGGGAGGCGAGGAGGGCGGCGAGACGCCCCUGGAGGGGGACAUCCACUACCAGAGGGACGGCACCGGCCCCCUGCCGCCCUCCGCCUCCAAGGACGCGGGGGUCUGCUCCGAGCUCUCCGGGCAGGGCAAGCCCAAGAUCACGGCGUGGGAGGCUGGCUGGAAUGUCACCAACGCCAUCCAGGGGAUGUUUGUUCUGGGCCUGCCCUAUGCCAUCCUUCAUGGUGGAUACCUAGGACUCUUUUUAAUCAUUUUCGCUGCGGUGGUUUGCUGCUACACUGGGAAAAUCCUUAUUGCCUGUCUUUAUGAAGAGAAUGAGGAUGGGGAGAUAGUCAGGGUGAGAGACUCCUACGUGGACAUAGCCAACGCGUGCUGUGCGCCCCGCUUCCCCACGCUCGGAGGCAGAAUUGUGAACGUGGCUCAGAUCAUUGAACUGGUCAUGACCUGCAUCCUCUAUGUGGUGGUCAGUGGGAACCUGAUGUACAACAGCUUCCCCAACCUGCCUGUCUCCCAGAAGUCGUGGUCCAUCAUUGCCACGGCCGUGCUCCUGCCUUGCGCGUUCUUGAAGAAUCUCAAGGCAGUCUCCAAGUUCAGCUUGCUCUGCACAUUGGCCCACUUUGUGAUCAACAUCCUGGUGAUCGCCUACUGCCUCUCCAGGGCACGCGACUGGGCAUGGGACAAAGUCAAGUUUUACAUUGAUGUGAAGAAAUUCCCCAUCUCCAUUGGCAUCAUUGUCUUCAGCUACACCUCUCAGAUCUUUCUGCCUUCCUUGGAGGGGAACAUGCAGAACCCCAAGGAGUUCCAUUGCAUGAUGAACUGGACUCACAUAGCAGCUUGCAUCCUUAAGGGACUCUUUGCCUUGGUCGCCUAUCUGACCUGGGCUGAUGAGACCAAGGAGGUCAUCACAGACAACUUGCCAUCCACCAUUAGGGCAGUAGUCAACAUCUUCUUGGUGGCCAAAGCCUUGCUCUCCUACCCCCUGCCGUUCUUUGCAGCUGUGGAAGUCCUGGAGCGAUCCCUUUUCCAGGAUGGAAACAGGGCGUUCUUCCCCAACUGCUACGGGGGCGAUGGGCGGCUCAAGUCCUGGGGACUCACCCUCAGAUGUGCCCUGGUAGUCUUCACCCUGCUCAUGGCCAUCUAUGUCCCGCAUUUUGCCCUCCUGAUGGGUCUUACUGGGAGCCUCACAGGCGCAGGGCUCUGCUUCCUGCUCCCCAGUCUUUUCCACCUCAAACUCUUGUGGAGGAAGCUCUUGUGGCACCAUGUCUUCUUUGACGUCGCCAUUUUCGUUAUAGGUGGUAUCUGCAGCGUCUCGGGGUUCAUCCACUCUUUGGAAGGCCUCAUAGAGGCCUUCAGAACCAACGCGGAAGACUAAGGAAUGGCCAGAGCUGGCUGCAGCAAGAGAAUCGCAUCGAACAUCCGCAUAGCCAAAAAAAUCCACAUCCCUUGAAUGAAGAGAGUCAUUAUUUUCGUUACGUGCAUCCAACAAAUUCUAUGUCAUAGAAAUCUGCAAAUUAAAUGAGAUAAGAAGACAGUGUUCGCCCUGCCAUCUUUUUAAAUAAGCUAAGAGUUAAAUAUAUUUUUUGUUAUUUAGAAUGUUUUAAAGGAAAAUACGUGGUGCCCCAUCCCAAUCUCCUCACUAGUUGCCUGAAGCUUGGCCCCCCGCGAAGGACCAGUCGGGAACCGAUCGCAGCUUUACUGCUCCCCACAGCUCUGCAGUUCGGUGCUUCAGGAGGUGAAACAGGCGCCGAUCCGAUGGGACUGGGGCUUUGUGCUAGCAAGCUGUGGGCACUGGGAGCAGGGCCCUUCCUUUAUUUUACACCAGUUGAGAGAGAAGUAAAUGAGCCCCGGAUUGUGUGACCAGCCCAGCAAGCCCACGCACCGGCUGAUGACCGCGGCGUUUACACCGUGGCCGCAGUGAUGCCAGGACUGCUUAAUUCUUCCACCCGGACUCACACCGAGGAACUGCCCAUCGAUCACAUUUUGCCUCUGGUUGAAAUCACAGACCUGGAGUCCACUUCUCGGUGAUUUUUUUGUUUUGUUUUGUUUUGUUUCAUUUUAACAAUUAUUUCUAAAUUAUGAAAAGAAAAAUAUAGAUAUAUGUUGGAUUUGACGUCGUUCAGGAUACAGAAACAAAACUAAGACAAAACUCAUUCUGUGCAAUCUACCAGAUCCGUGGAGCUGUUUCCAAUGUAUGUGUGGUGUAAUUGUGGUAAAUAAGAUGAAAAAUGUAUAUCAGAAAAACAAAAGUCUAUCUUUAACUUAUAAUGUGGUACAUAGAUAUAUCGAACAAUAAAGAGAAAUCCUAUCCGAG
This is a messenger RNA of Oxyura jamaicensis (ruddy duck), 3764 nucleotides long. RefSeq names its product vesicular inhibitory amino acid transporter. Gene Ontology annotation, cellular component: vacuolar membrane. Gene Ontology annotation, molecular function: amino acid transmembrane transporter activity. The record is from RefSeq and is a predicted model, not a curated record. NCBI's taxonomy places the organism in Eukaryota, Metazoa, Chordata, Aves, Anseriformes, Anatidae. Bases 1260 to 2825 code for a protein of 521 amino acids. Gene Ontology annotation, biological process: amino acid transmembrane transport. The transcript is spliced from 4 exons.